AUGGCUACUAUUGCCAUGGCGACAAAUACCUUUUUGACCGGCUCGACGGUUAUUGUUACGGCAGCCAUUGGUAAGGAUCUUGGCAUGACACAGAGCCAAAUCUCGUGGAUUGCUGCAGCUGCAACGCUUACUGCGGGAGCAUUCCAGCUUGCGCUGGGCCAGCUCGCUGACUUCUUGGGCCGCAAGGCUGUCUUCCUCUUUGGUAUGGGAUGCUUCAGUGGAGGCUGUCUGAUCGUUGCGUUUGCCCAGAACCCCUUCUGGAUGGACAUCCUCUGUGGAGUACUCGGCCUGGCUUCAGCCAUGGUGGUGCCCCCAGCCAUUGGCAUUCUGGGAGCCGCCUACAGAGUGCCCUCGCAGCGCAAGAACUGGGCCUUUGCAAGUUUCUCAGCCGGAAACCCUCUUGGAUUUGCCCUGGGUAGUAUAGUCUGUGGUAUUGCAGCUCGCAUUUUCAAUUGGCGGGCCGGUUUCAUCCUUCUAUCCAUCAUCUGGGCCGUCCUUGGAGUUGCAUCCAUCUGGAUUGUUCCAAGCGUCGAAGCCUUUGAACCAACACCAUUCAAGACACGCAUGCGCACAGCUCUGAAGCAGUUCGAUAGUGUUGGGACUGUCCUGACUGUCACAGGUAUUGGCAUGUUUACAGCUGCUUUGACCCUUGGCCCUGAUGACGGCUGGAAGUCGGCGCAUAUCAUCGCCAUGCUUAUCGUUGGAUUCUUUCUCCUUGUCGGCUUCGUCGUCUGGGAGAGCUACUGGGAGCACCCCCUUAUGCCUCUCCAUGUCUGGAGAGACCGUAACUUCUCAUUGCUUGUCUUGACGGCAAUUCUCGGCAUGAUGUCGUUCGCUUCCUCCAACUUUUGGCUCGCUCUCUUUAUGCAGGAAGUCAAGGCUUAUGAUGCCCUCAACGUCGCGGUGCACCUGCUGCCUCAGGUCAUCGCCGGCAUCAUCUGGAACGUGGUGGCGGCCAGCAUCCUCCACAGCAUCAACAACACCCUCAUCAUGGCUGUGGGCUCCUUUGCCUACCUGGGCGCUAACCUCCUCCUCACCUUUCAGAAGGCGAAUACGAUAUACUGGGCGUUCAUCUUUCCUUCUCUUAUCAUGAAUGUCAUUGGCGCCGACUUUCAGUUCAACGUUACCAACAUGUACGUCAUGCAGUCGCUUCCGAUUCACCAACAAUCAUUGGCUGGAGGCAUCUUCAACAUGCUUAUUCGUCUGGGUUCGACCGUCGCCAUUGGUAUUUCGACGGCAGUGUACAGCUCAGUUGGGGAGGCGCAGGCCGAUGGCGGCGACCCAGCUGUGCCCUACCGAAUGGCCUUUUUCGUAUCCGUUGGACUCGCGGGACUAAGCUGCCUCUUCCUGCCGUUCCUGCGCAUCGGGACUCAGGGCAACACACCUGCUGACACGACGGGAGAUGAAAAGUCGGAGAAGGGACCGGUGGCCUCUGGCUCUGUAACGGAAAAGGAAUUAUAA
Messenger RNA from Fusarium vanettenii 77-13-4, 1461 nucleotides. RefSeq lists its product as uncharacterized. Gene Ontology annotation, cellular component: membrane. Gene Ontology annotation, biological process: transmembrane transport. Gene Ontology annotation, molecular function: transmembrane transporter activity. The transcript has 6 exons. Bases 1 to 1461 code for a protein of 486 amino acids. The record is from RefSeq and is a predicted model, not a curated record. NCBI's taxonomy places the organism in Eukaryota, Fungi, Ascomycota, Sordariomycetes, Hypocreales, Nectriaceae.